AUGAGCGUCCGAACCGUUGAAUUGAAGCCUUUCCAGGACCAGAAGCCCGGAACUUCUGGUCUCCGCAAGAAGGUCAAGGUCUUCCAACAGGAGCACUACUCAGAGUCCUUCGUUGCCAGCAUCCUCCAGUCCAUCCCCGAAGGUGUCAAGGGCGCAUUCCUCGUCGUUGGUGGUGAUGGCCGUUACUGGAACCCCGAGGUCACUCAGACCAUUGCCAAGAUGAGCGCUGCCUACGGCGUCAAGAAGCUCCUCAUCGGCCAGAAUGGCAUCAUGAGCACACCCGCCGCCAGUCACAUCAUCCGGAUACGCAAGGCGACGGGUGGUAUCCUCCUGACUGCCAGCCACAACCCCGGUGGCCCCGAUGAGGACUUUGGUAUGAAGUACAACCUGGCCAACGGUGCCCCGGCUCCCGAGAGCGUCACCAACAAGAUCUACGAAACCUCCAAGACCCUCAGCUCGUACAAGAUCGCCGACAUCCCCGACAUCGACCUCAGCACCAUCGGUACACAAAAGUAUGGAAGCCUCGAGGUUGAGAUUGUCCACUCCACCGAGGACUACCUCAAGAUGCUCAAGGACAUCUUCGACUUUGACCUCAUCAAGUCGUUCCUCAAGGAGCACUCUGACUUCAAGGUCCUCUUCGAUGGCCUGAGCGGUGUCACUGGCUCAUACGGUGUCGACAUCUUCGAGAAGGAGCUCGGCAUCCCCAACAGCACACAAAACUGUGUCCCCAAGCCCGACUUUGGCGGCCACCACCCCGACCCCAACCUUGUCUACGCCAAGUCGCUGGUCGACGCCGUUGACAAGAACGGAAUCCAAUUCGGUGCUGCCAGUGACGGCGACGGUGACCGCAACAUGAUCUACGGCGCAAACUCCUUCGUCUCGCCCGGUGACAGCUUAGCCAUCAUCGCACACCACGCCGAGCUCAUCCCAUAUUUCAAGAAGCAGGGCAUCUAUGGUCUUGCCCGUAGUAUGCCUACUUCUGGCGCCAUUGACCUUGUCGCCAAGAAGAAGGGUGUCGAGUGCUACGAGGUGCCCACUGGCUGGAAGUUCUUUUGCGGUCUCUUCGACUCUGACAAGAUGAACAUCUGCGGUGAGGAGAGUUUCGGAACGGGCAGCAACCACAUCCGUGAGAAGGACGGUCUAUGGGCUGUGGUCGCGUGGUUGAACAUCUUGGCCGGUGUCGGACAGCAGACUGGAACCACACCCAGCAUUGCGUCGAUCCAAAAGGACUUCUGGACGACCUACGGCCGCACAUUCUUCACCCGCUACGACUACGAGGGCUGCGAGACCGAGGGCGCCAACAAGGUCACCGCCCACAUGAAGGAGCUCAUUACCACCAAGAAGGACGAGUUCAUCGGCUCCACCGUCGCUGGUCGCAAGGUUCUCGAGGCCGACGACUUCUCCUACACCGACCUCGACGGCAGCGUCAGCAAGAACCAGGGUAUCUUUGUCAAGUUCGACGACGGUAGCCGCAUCGUUGUUCGUCUGUCCGGCACAGGCAGCAGCGGCGCCACGAUCCGUCUCUACAUCGAGAAGCACACCAGCGACGAGUCGACAUACGACAUGGACGCGCAGGACUACCUCAAGGACAACGUCAAGCUCGCGACGGACCUCCUCAAGCUCCAGGAGUACGUUGGCCGCACCGAGCCCGAUGUCAAGACCUAA
Alternaria ethzedia is the source of this 1665-nucleotide messenger RNA. RefSeq lists its product as uncharacterized. Gene Ontology annotation, cellular component: cytosol. The transcript has 3 exons. Gene Ontology annotation, molecular function: magnesium ion binding; phosphoglucomutase activity. NCBI's taxonomy places the organism in Eukaryota, Fungi, Ascomycota, Dothideomycetes, Pleosporales, Pleosporaceae. Gene Ontology annotation, biological process: carbohydrate metabolic process. The coding region runs from base 1 to 1665 and encodes 554 amino acids. The record is from RefSeq and is a predicted model, not a curated record.